This is a messenger RNA of Rhipicephalus microplus (southern cattle tick), 1675 nucleotides long. RefSeq lists its product as uncharacterized. The record is from RefSeq and is a predicted model, not a curated record. Lineage: Eukaryota; Metazoa; Arthropoda; Arachnida; Ixodida; Ixodidae. Gene Ontology annotation, cellular component: cytoplasmic side of plasma membrane; plasma membrane signaling receptor complex. Gene Ontology annotation, biological process: regulation of canonical NF-kappaB signal transduction. Gene Ontology annotation, molecular function: tumor necrosis factor receptor binding.
GGCUGCGUCACGAAGCGGCGCGGCGAACAAUCAGGAAAUGUCAGCCGUAGAUAGGCUUGGCGCGGGCCGGGUGGCAUUGCGAGGCGCGGAAGCGGAGCGCGCACAACGCACCGCCGUCGGCUCUCCAUGGCUUCUUCGUCUCAGCUGUACACGCUGUGCGGUUUCAGCGCCGAACUGGACUGGAGACCGCUGCGCUUCGUCGAGCCCGUGCCGGCGCACCGAGUGUGCAGCGUGUGCGGUGUGCUGCCCAGCGUGACCGCCUUCCUGUCGUGCCGGCACGUUCUGUGCAGAGGCUGCUACGAGCGAUGCCUGCUCGACGGCUGUCCGAUCGAGGGGGACCCCUUUCUGGAGGAUGACGUCGAGUGGAGAGAGCUGCCUGCGCAGAACCUGCUCAGUCGGAAGGUGAAAUGCUGGAAUGAAAAGCGUGGAUGUGAAACGGUCCUGGCCGCAGCGGAGAUCAACAAACAUUAUCGCGAGGGCUGCGAGCACCACUACACGUCUUGCCCGAAAUGUUCGACGGUCGUGCUACGUCGCGAUGUGUGCGGGCAUCUGCGGAGCAAAUGCAGGGAUCACGCGGUGUCUACGACGAUCGGUGCCCCGGAGAAGUCUGACCACGAUGACCAAAAGGCGAUGAUGAUGGCUCUCAACGCGAGCCUGGACGUGCGAGGAGAUGAAAUCAAAGACAGGCUAGACCAAGUCAUCAGUGAUAACACCUCCCAAAGUGACCGCCUCAACGAGAUUUCUCAUUGCAUGAACUCGACGAAAGAAACGCUGCAGCAAAUGUCAAGGGAACGCAAAACGUCUGAGAGUGAAGAGUUCCAGGCUGUGGUGGGCUUAUCGUCUUCCGAAGUCAUCCAGGAAAGUUUGGUUGGCCACGGUGAAAAGAUGCACCAGCUUGCACUGACUGUGAGCAAUUCGAAUAAAACACUGCGAGAAGUCGAAUACGAGCUAAAACAGACCUUUCGAAAAGAGUUGCAGGAUGCAACGCGGACCAUUUGUAGAAAUUUUGAGGAAAGUAUCGCUGGCAUUUGUGACGCGAAGCGCACCGCGGAGGAUUUCGAGUCGAGUACAAUGAGUAGACAAAAAGAACUGGCCCUGAACACUAUCGACGUUAAUCGGUAUGAGUUUUAUGUAAGGGAUAUAAAGUCGAUGACCGACAGCACCCACUCAAAAGGCUUUAGGGAUUGCGCGAGUGAAAAGAUAUACAUCUGUGGCUAUCACAUGUCGCCAGGAGUGUACUUCAGAAAGGAAGGUGAUCACGUCUUACUGUAUGCCGGUCUUCAGCUGCACAAGGGAGUGAUCGACGAAUUCCUUCAGUGGCCGUUCAAUCAUAGCGUCAAGAUGACCGCCAAACAUCCGUCGGAAGACAAGCACUGCUCCUUCAUCGCAAAAACUGGGGGUAAUCUGGACUACGAUGGAAGACCCGAAGAAUCAAGUAACGAAGGGUCGUAUUUUCGAGACGGCUCGUUUAGAUUGGAUGAUCUGGAGCGUGAAGGAUACGUCACUGACGACAAGCUUUGGAUAGUGUGGGAGCUUGUUCCGGAGUACAUAACCGAAGAGAAGUGACAUGUCCUGGACGUUUCUUUAUAUAUGCUUAUGUCGGAAGACUUGUUGAAAGCGAGCGCGGCCGUACUGGUAGCUUCGUUGCAAGCAAAAUAAAAUCUUUUUAGAUGCG